UUCAUCAAAAAAGAAACAAAAAGACUUAAAUGUAGGGUUGGAUUCUGCUUGACACGUGAGCACAAAUGGUUAAUGCCGAUAAAUUACUGUCAUAAUUAUCAAGAGCACAACACAUAUUACAUAAUUCUUAACAACUAUAACGAACUUUGUUAUGUGGGAGAAGACUUUUUGGAAUUAACAACGCCGCAAUGGAUCGAGAAUAACGAAAUAGGUCGUUAUUUUCAUGGAUUUAACGGUGCACAUUACGUACCAAAUAAAAGGUUGGCAAGACUUUACCCUCAAGAUUCUGCUAUAACUGCCAACGUAUAGAACAAGAAUUUUUCUUGUUCAACCGAUUGCCCUUAAACUUCC
This is a messenger RNA of Nylanderia fulva, 351 nucleotides long. Its product is annotated as F-box only protein 21-like. The record is from RefSeq and is a predicted model, not a curated record. NCBI's taxonomy places the organism in Eukaryota, Metazoa, Arthropoda, Insecta, Hymenoptera, Formicidae.